This is a messenger RNA of Lachancea lanzarotensis, 1581 nucleotides long. RefSeq names its product LALA0S04e03576g1_1 (gene MUK1). The transcript has a single exon. The coding region runs from base 1 to 1581 and encodes 526 amino acids. Gene Ontology annotation, biological process: vesicle-mediated transport. NCBI's taxonomy places the organism in Eukaryota, Fungi, Ascomycota, Saccharomycetes, Saccharomycetales, Saccharomycetaceae. Gene Ontology annotation, molecular function: small GTPase binding; guanyl-nucleotide exchange factor activity. Gene Ontology annotation, cellular component: cytosol; endocytic vesicle. The record is from RefSeq and is a predicted model, not a curated record.
AUGUUUCACACUCCUCCAAUCAACGAUUCAAACUUUGAUGGAGGCCAGGCUAUACGGGAGUCUUAUCAGGGCCAAGUAGAGGGGUCCUCCCCUGAGCUAUCAAUUUCCUCGAGUAACGGUGCCGGUUCACUCACUAAGGAGGAAAUAGCGCUGGAACUGGACCAAAUAGUGGAAGUGCCGGUUGAAUUGGCUCGUCUAGAAGACAAUUUUGUCGAUGAUCUGAAACAACCAAAAUAUUUGAAACCAUUGAGUGUGAUGCAAUUGUCAGGUCUUUUCCAAACUUUCUACGCAAAGUUCGAUAAAGCUGCAUUCCAAUAUCUUUCUAAAGCACCAGAUGCUAUCAAUAAUGGUAGUUUUCUCAGCGCGCGUGAAACGUUGAGUAGCGGCAUCAGUGGGAUUUUCAAUCGCAGCAGAAGCAGUAGCGAUACAGCACGCAAAAGAUCGUCUUCACUUUUUAGCACGGACUCCGCAGGUGGAGUCCAGCCUUUACUGACACCAGAGGAGAUCAAUAAGCAUCUUCGCACAACGGAGCUGAAUAACCGAAAGAUCGAAAAAUUACUUGAACUAUGCGAACAUGACGUAUUUCAAAAAAUUCUGGAAAUGGGGACCUCAGUGCCUAACAAUAAUGCCCCAAAACAAGACAAGCCAAAUGCUCUAAAACAAGACAAACCUUUGCGCCAUUUGAAGGCCACAAAUUUGUUUAAAAACAGUCCUGAAUUCAUGGAAUUUGAUAGAAUGAUGUGGGAAAAGAUGUUGCUGUUGUCAAAUGUGGCUAGAUGUGGGAAAUUGAAUUUGAUGGAUUUCUUAUCGGUACCCCAAGGAUCAUUUGACGAGAACAAGCUGGCAGAAUACUUGGAUAGGAUGGUGUACGGUCCGUUGGCACCAUACGAAAAGCUUUUACACGUUAUAAACUUGCAUGACGAAAUGACAAGUUCUCUGAACCAUUUGAGUAAUGACGAUUUUCUUUCGACGUUGAUAUACUUACUCAUUCAAUUUCCAGUGAAACAUAUGUUCAUUAACUUGCAAUUCAUUAAACUUUUCCGGUACAACAAAAAACUGGUGGAAAAGGAUCUGUACGCCCUCACUAAUCUUGACGCUGCAUUGACUUUUUUACAAAGUCUCACAAUCUCAUCACUACCUCCAGAUACUCAAUGCCAAUUGUCCAAAGCGGAGGAGGCGUGUUUGCUUGUCCCCAUAUCUGAAAAGGUUAUCUUACCGGAAACGCAACCGACAGGCUUGGGAGUUACUCCAACUUACUCUACUCUUCGUCGGUCAAAUUCAUACAAAGAAUUUGAAGGCAUAAAAACAGCCUUCGACUCAUCGCUGCGCAACAUCUUCGGCAAAAUCCGUUCAUACACACCACCCUCCGGCCCAUCGGUAGCAACCAUCACGCCUGAUAAAACGUCUAAUGGAGUCUCGAAUUUUUCAGCAUCAUCAGAAGUGGAUAUCGUGAAAAAACCCAUUUUGGUUCAGGACUCAUGGCGACUUCUGGGAAGUCGCGAUUUCGAAGAUUUGAAGAUGAGUGAAUUGAAAGAAGUUUUUGAGAACUACAAAAAACUUUUAAAAGCAUUAGAUAGCUAG